Molecule: messenger RNA, 501 nt
Organism: Coffea arabica (coffee)
Lineage: Eukaryota; Viridiplantae; Streptophyta; Magnoliopsida; Gentianales; Rubiaceae
Source: RefSeq, a predicted model, not a curated record
AUGUACCUGCGCACUUUUGAGAGCUUCAAGCUGGCCAGGGGGAGCAUAACUCCGGUAAGAACCCCUCUUGUAGGGUUCAGGGGACACAUUGUGCACCCCGAAGGGAUGGUGACUCUGACGGUGACCGUAGGACGUCACCCCCGCUGCAGAACCAUCCCCGUUAACUUUGUAAUAGUCAAAGCCGACUCACCCUAUAAUCUACUCCUGGGUCGACCUACACUUAAUGCUCUGCGAGCAGUGUACUCCACCUACCAUUUAAGUUUCAAGUUUCCCACUCCUGCUGGGGUGGCCGAAGUCAGCAGUGAUGUCUAUGCCGCCCGAGAAUGCUACCUCGCCACUCUACAGGCAGCCUCUCCCUCAACCUCCGAAGUGAGGGCCGAGAGAAGGUCAAAUAUCCUCUUGAUCGACAGCAUCGAUCCUCGGCGGGCUGAGAAGGCACCAAGGCUAGAGACUGGGGAUGAAGUGGAAGAGUUCCCUCUGGACCCCACGAAGCCCGAUUAG